Messenger RNA from Colletotrichum spaethianum, 333 nucleotides. RefSeq lists its product as uncharacterized. The record is from RefSeq and is a predicted model, not a curated record. The coding region runs from base 1 to 333 and encodes 110 amino acids. The transcript has a single exon. NCBI's taxonomy places the organism in Eukaryota, Fungi, Ascomycota, Sordariomycetes, Glomerellales, Glomerellaceae.
AUGACUGCCGUUCUGACAGAAAGCCCUCCACAGGUGCGUACCUCUGUGCGAUACAGCACUUACAGCAUGGCGCCCUCAUUCGCCAACACUGUCCAGACGACCGACUCGGCUCACGCUGAGAUCACCGAUAUCGCGACCGGCCUCGACCGCAUGGAGAACAAGGCUUUGAGCUCCCAGAGAGUCACCCUGAGCGAGGAGAAGAGCGCAAACAUGAGCAAGCUGGCCCUUGGCGCCAAGCUGGAGCGUGCGCUGGACCGGAGGAUGAGCAGCCAGGACGCCGUCAUGCGGCCGCGUGGCAAGACCCUGAACGAGAAGCCUGCCCAGGCGGCGUAG